Molecule: messenger RNA, 471 nt
Organism: Fusarium falciforme
Lineage: Eukaryota; Fungi; Ascomycota; Sordariomycetes; Hypocreales; Nectriaceae
Exons: 2
Coding region: 1-471 (156 amino acids)
Cellular component (GO): trans-Golgi network
Source: RefSeq, a predicted model, not a curated record
AUGGCAGAGGAAACCGAGCUCCAGCCUACUGCUUCAGAGCAGCCCCAUCCGAUUGCACGAUCCGACUCGUCGGCUUCAACAAGCCCUGAGGAUAACAACGAGCCUGUCAUUCACCAGCCCAUCCCUGUACGACCUGGUCUGCCCACUCGGAAAAGCAGCGGACCCCUGGUAGUCCCUCGUGAUAGCUCAGCAGUCGGCCCUCUAGAACCCGACUUUGGUCCAGAUGAUGUACGGGCAAUGAGUCCCAGGCGAACAAGCGAGGACCUGGAUAGGAUGGGCAAGGAGGCUCGGGACGAGAUGAAGAGACACGCCAAGGCGUUGCAGGACUCGCUGCUCACGAUUUUCAACCGUAUCGAGGCCGUCCGCGAGGAGCACGAUAAACUCGACAACAACAACAAAUUCCUGCAAAAGUAUAUCGGCGACCUCAUGAGCACCAGCAAGAUUACGGCCUCGAGUAGCCGCAAGAAGUGA